AUGGCCAAGCUUAUCAUGCGAGAGGCACCAGAGAAGACGACAGUUCACAUGGCAAAUACCAAAGGUCUGGAGGAUGAUGCCUGUAGCAAAUGCCUGGGCUCGGUCCACAUAUUACAUUCUCCGGAAUGUCCGAAAGACCCAAAUGCUGGCCAGAUUGAGCCACACGAGUCUGCGGUCCCGGAAGGCGUUGUCGAGUUUGAGGACUUGGCGGCAGAGGUGGAUUCGGAGACGGAACAUGAGAGAAUGCAGCGAUGGGGCUGCCGAUACGCCUGGCGAGAAUGA
Pyricularia oryzae 70-15 is the source of this 282-nucleotide messenger RNA. RefSeq lists its product as uncharacterized. The record is from RefSeq and is a predicted model, not a curated record. NCBI's taxonomy places the organism in Eukaryota, Fungi, Ascomycota, Sordariomycetes, Magnaporthales, Pyriculariaceae. The coding region runs from base 1 to 282 and encodes 93 amino acids. The transcript is spliced from 2 exons.